CUCGGUGUACAUACUGUCACACACACACACAUACUGUCACAAUUGAAAAUCAGUUCUAUUGUAGCAAUUGAGAAAAUGUUUUUGGUACGCAACAUUGGAAAAUCAGCAUGGACCUCGGUGCGAUCCAAACAUUCGCUGCCCAAGCUGCCAUAUGAUUAUGCAGCCCUGGAGCCGAUCAUUUGCCGUGAGAUUAUGGAACUGCAUCAUCAGAAGCAUCAUCAGACCUACGUCAACAAUCUGAAUGCCGCCGAGGAGCAGUUGGAGGAUGCCAAGAGCAAGAGCGACACAACGAAGAUUAUUCAGUUGGCUCCGGCCUUGCGUUUCAAUGGCGGUGGCCACAUCAAUCACACCAUUUUCUGGCAGAAUCUCUCGCCCAACAAGUCAACACCCAGCGAUGACCUGAAGAAGGCCAUCGAAUCGCAGUGGAAGAGCUUUGAUGACUUCAAAAAGGAACUUAGCGCUCUCACCGUUGCCGUUCAAGGCUCCGGCUGGGGUUGGUUGGGCUACAACAAGAAGACGGCCAAGUUGCAGCUGGCUGCGUUGCCCAAUCAGGAUCCCUUGGAGGCCUCCACUGGACUUAUUCCCCUGUUUGGCAUCGAUGUCUGGGAGCAUGCUUACUACUUGCAGUACAAGAAUGUGCGUCCCUCGUACGUUGAGGCCAUCUGGGAUAUUGCCAAUUGGGAUGACAUCUCUUGCCGCUUCCAGGAGGCCAAGACGCUUUCAUAAGUCGCUUAGUCAAUAAUCUCUAUGUUUAAUUUAAUCAGAGGGCCGUAGGCUCACUCUAAAGAUAGUCUGAAAUGUAGACUAAUAAAAUUGGUAAAUCAAUAAUUAUCUCUUCUUGCUAA
Molecule: messenger RNA, 845 nt
Organism: Drosophila innubila
Lineage: Eukaryota; Metazoa; Arthropoda; Insecta; Diptera; Drosophilidae
Gene: Sod2
Product: superoxide dismutase [Mn], mitochondrial
Exons: 3
Coding region: 76-726 (216 amino acids)
Biological process (GO): superoxide metabolic process
Cellular component (GO): mitochondrion
Molecular function (GO): superoxide dismutase activity; metal ion binding
Source: RefSeq, a predicted model, not a curated record